UAGGGAAGGAUCUUAUUCUAUUCGCGACUGGAAAUUGGAAUUCGAACUCCGAACACCCAACCGAACCGGGUCGCAGCCGGGUUGCGUAAAGUUUCCCAGGCAGUCCAAAACCUUUGGAAAUGGCCAGAGCGAUGAAGAAAGCAACAGCAGGAGCAGGCAGCAUAAUUCUUAUAUUAAUGUCAUUUUCUCUACAAUCAGUUCAUUUUGCUUCGGCUCUACCUCCUUCAGAGACUCCUCAGGAUCUGGAGGUGGAGCAAUCUGCAACUUCAAGACCUCUUAAGGAAGCUGAAGAGCAUGUUGAUGAAGUACACUGUUCCAGAGAAAGAAGUAAGACAGCCUGGAAUAUUAUUGAGGAGCAUUUGCUGCCGUUUUUAGAGAAGGAAAAUUAUCAGGUUUCAACUGAGUGUAGGCUUCAUCCAAACAAUGAUCUGUUCAGAGAUCAGGAGCAGCACAAGAUUCAUCUGGAUAUAAAUCAUUGGCAGUGUGGAUACUGUCGGAAGAGCUUUCGUGCCGAAAAGUUUCUUGAUAAGCAUUUUGACAACAGACAUCACAAUCUUCUGAAUGUCAGCCACGGCAAGUGCUUAGCUGAUUUAUGUGGGGCAUUACAUUGUGACAUGAAGAUGGAUAUGAAGUCACGUAAAUCUAAAUGCAGUCCUGCAGCUGCUGCUAGGAACAAGCAUUUAUGUGAGAGUCUUGCUGAUAGCUGUUUUCCUAUUAAUGAGGGACCAUCAGCAAGCCGUCUCCAUGAUUUGUUUCUUCACCAAUUUUGUGGAGCUCAUUCUUGCACUGGAAAACUAAAGCCAUUUUCUAAAGGAGCGGAGAGGCAACCAGGAAUCUUUUACAUGGCAUCUUCAAUACUGAUUUUGAUGUUGCUACCUCUUUUCUAUGUCAUUGUGUAUUUACACCGCAGAGAAUCGAAGAAUGAGAUCCAGGUGCUUAAACGAAUCUCAAAAGCUGGACGUAAAACCAAACCCUUAUAACUGGUAGCACCCUUUGUUUGCCCCCUUCGCAUGGAUAGAACUACAUUAUUAGAUUUUUAAGUUGGGCAACAACUUCUAGGGCUUUGUUUGUUAAUCUAAUCCAAAGGUAAAAUAUCUUCAGCCAGAUGCUCUGUAGCCAUCCAUGGCGUCACCUGAAUGUAUAAUCACAGCAGUUUGCAUUAAACAGAGCGAUGGUUUUUCCUGCAUUUAACGCUGUAAUGUUAUCCUUAUCCUUGCUUUACAAAAUUUCAAGGCAUUGGUAAAUUUUAGGCUGGACCAAUGUAUCUGCUUCUUUAGCAGGCAUCAUCUAUUCCUUAA
Molecule: messenger RNA, 1298 nt
Organism: Momordica charantia (bitter melon)
Lineage: Eukaryota; Viridiplantae; Streptophyta; Magnoliopsida; Cucurbitales; Cucurbitaceae
Molecular function (GO): transcription cis-regulatory region binding
Source: RefSeq, a predicted model, not a curated record